UUAAAACCCUACCGGGAGUGUGUACUGCGUAUCCAAGUAUCUGUCCAUUUCCUUCUUAUGCGGAGGCCAACGGUGAAGUGAAGGAUAUAGCAGUUACAAACCACCGAAAAUGGACGGCGGCGAGAACGAUUCUCACCAGGGAAGUUCGUUAGUGAUUCAUCAAACCACCGAACAACUCAUCGCCAGGUGCAUAGCUCCCGUAAAAAAGGACUUCAUUCGUCCACCUCCUGAUCGAACAACUUCCUCUCAAAACGACACCGUUUCCAUCCCAAACGAUAAACCUCCUCUUCUCGCCAAGGAGAAGAAAUCUAAACGCCAACUCAAACGCGAACGUCGUCAGGACCAAAAAUCAACAAAAAAUCUAUGUCCAGAAAUUUCAAAGUCUGGUGAUGUUAAUUCGUGUCGUUAUCAAGAUAAGUGUCGAUUCAGUCAUGAUAUUGAAGCCUUCAAGGCACAGAAACCGGAUGAUUUGGAAGGUGAAUGUCCUUUCUUGAAAUCCGAAGGUUCUUGCCCUUAUGGAUUAUCAUGUAGAUUUUUAAGUACUCAUGAAGAGGGUAAGCCAUUAUCUUCUAAUGGAUUGGAGAAAAGGUCUGAAGUUAAUGGUUUUAGCAAAGAUGUUCAAAAGCUUUUAUGGAAAAAUAAAAUGACCUACCCCAAAGCUGAUGCUAAACUCAAAGCUCUUGGCCUCUUUAGUAAGCCAAAAGUGAAUAACUUGGGAAACAAAGAUGGUGAUGACAAAUGUGUUCAGUCUGAGGAAAAUGGCUCUGGUGCGGUUACAUCUGAAUUGGAAAACAAUGAUGGCGUUGACAAAUGCCAUCUGUCUGAUGAUGAUGGCUUGUGCGGGGUUGCCGCUGACUCAGGUUCUAAGUUAGAAUGUUCUGCAGAAGUUAAAAAAGACGAUGACAUUACCAGAGAACUUGAAUCUGAUAUAAUCUGUCCCCUAAAGAGAAGAAAAACUGAAGAAAAUUGUGAAGAUGUUGAGACAGAAAAUGAAGGUGUGAGUGUUGUUGACCAAAAUGUUGAUGGAAGCUGCAUAAAAUCUGAACCAGAGGCAGGACCUGAAGCUAUAGCCCCAGAAACUGAUCUAAGCUUGAAGUUGCACUCACGUGAAAAGAAGCUUAUUGAUUUCAGGGAGAAGUUGUAUCUUGCACCCUUGACCACUGUUGGAAAUCUCCCCUUCCGGAGAGUUUGCAAAGUAUUAGGAGCUGAUGUAACAUGUGGUGAAAUGGCAAUGUGCACAAAUCUUUUGCAGGGUCAAGCUUCAGAAUGGGCAUUGCUGAGACGCCAUUCAUCUGAAGAGUUAUUUGGUGUACAAAUCUGUGGUGCAUAUCCAGAUACUGUGGCGCGGACAGUUGAACUAAUAGAAAAGGAAUGUACAGUAGAUUUCAUUGAUAUAAAUAUGGGUUGUCCUAUUGACAUUGUUGUGAAUAAGGGUGCUGGAUCAGCUCUUCUUACAAAACCAAUGCGCAUGAAAAGUGUUGUAGAAGUAGCUUCAGGAACAGUCGAUAUACCAAUAACUAUCAAGGUACGGACAGCUUAUUUUGAAGGGAAGAAUCGUAUUGACUCUCUGAUAGCAGACUUUAGCUCUUGGGGAGCUAGUGCAGUGACAAUACAUGGCAGGUCACGGCAACAACGCUAUAGCAAGCUUGCUGAUUGGGAUUAUGUAUAUCAGUGUACCAAGAAAGCGCCUAAUAAUUUGCAAGUAGUGGGUAAUGGAGAUGUUUUUUCAUUUGUAGACUGGAACAACCACAAAACUGAAUGCCCUGAACUUGCUACGUGCAUGAUUGCCCGUGGUGCACUUAUUAAACCUUGGUUAUUUACGGAGAUAAAGGAACAAAGACAUUGGGAUAUCAGUUCUGGUGAGCGGCUAAAUAUUUUCAAAGAUUUUGUGCAUUUUGGUCUUCAACAUUGGGGUUCAGAUACAAAAGGGGUGGAGACAACUAGGCGAUUCUUGUUGGAAUGGCUUAGCUAUACUUGUAGGUACAUACCUGUUGGUCUUUUGGAAGUGGUUCCACAACGAAUAAAUUGGCGUCCACCAUCUUACUAUGGGCGUGAUGACCUUGAGACACUGAUGGCUUCAGACUCUGCAGCUGACUGGGUACGUUUAUCAGAAAUGUUACUUGGCAAAGUUCCAGAAGGCUUUACUUUUGCACCGAAGCAUAAAUCAAAUGCGUACGAUAGAGCCGAAAAUGGUUAAUUCUGGAGUUUGUUUUCAGUCCUGAUUUUCAUGAAUCACUUUCUUCUCAACUGCCAAUUAAUUGUCUUGGGCACCGCCCGUUUAGUUUGAAAAUGCUGAGGAGACAUUUGUGACUGUCCUGUCGCUUUGUUUCAUUCAAGGAGUUUUUCAUAGUUGACCUCAACUUAUUCAAGGAGUUUUUCAUAGUUGACCUCAACUUAACAUUCAUUGAAUAAACACAUAUUUUUGAGUGAAUUGAAUAAUCACAUUGACAUUUGAAAUGUAUGCUUGUGGAGUUAUGCCAACUUUUGCAUGCUUAGGUCCCUUUGAAUUUUCUAAUUGCUGUAUUCAAUUAUAGCACCGUGUAUGAAUGAUAUGCGUAUUUUCCCACUUUUGGGCACAUACAGUAGUUAAUUAUGUCAA
This is a messenger RNA of Trifolium pratense (red clover), 2599 nucleotides long. RefSeq names its product tRNA-dihydrouridine(47) synthase [NAD(P)(+)]-like. Gene Ontology annotation, biological process: tRNA processing. NCBI's taxonomy places the organism in Eukaryota, Viridiplantae, Streptophyta, Magnoliopsida, Fabales, Fabaceae. The transcript has 10 exons. Bases 110 to 2197 code for a protein of 695 amino acids. The record is from RefSeq and is a predicted model, not a curated record. Gene Ontology annotation, molecular function: metal ion binding; RNA binding; flavin adenine dinucleotide binding.